AGUGGCACCCCCUCCUUGCCUGUUAUCGCUUCGCCCGCUCCCCCCUUUCCCUCCCUAGCGCCGGAGAAAGCGAGAGGGGAAAGUGCCGGAGCGGCGAGCGCAUAGCAACAGGAUUCUGGGAUGAAGAAGAUUCGGCAGCAGCAUCUUCGGAAGCCAGUGACACCAGAGCUCCUGGUGAGCCCCAGCAGCCAGGACGGGGACCUGGGCUCCGAGUGCCCAGAAGACAGAGGGAACUGGACAGGCCGGCUGGACUUCCUCCUCUCCUGCAUUGGAUACUGUGUGGGCCUUGGAAACGUCUGGAGGUUCCCCUACAGGGCUUACACCAAUGGAGGAGGGGCUUUCUUGGUUCCUUACUUCAUCAUGCUGGCCAUCUGUGGGAUCCCCAUCUUCUUCAUGGAGCUGUCUCUUGGCCAGUUCUCCAGCCUUGGGCCCCUUGCUGUCUGGAAGAUAAGCCCUCUCUUUAAAGGCAUUGGCAUGGGCACCAUCCUCAUCGUCUCCCUGGUGGCCAUUUACUACAACAUGAUCAUUGCUUACGUUCUCUUCUACCUCUUUGCAUCCCUCACAAGUGACUUGCCCUGGCAGCACUGCGGCAACUGGUGGAACACUGACCUGUGCCUGGACCACCACGUCAUCAAGGCAGGGAACACCACCUUCCCUGCCAACAUCACCAACACUGUCAGCCCCAGUGAGGAGUACUGGAGCCGGUAUGUGCUGCACAUCCAAGGCAGCUCUGGGAUCGGAGAUCCCGGCACAAUCCGCUGGAACCUGUGCCUGUGCCUGCUCCUCUCCUGGACCAUUGUCUAUCUCUGCAUCCUAAAGGGAGUCAAAUCCUCUGGCAAGGUUGUGUACUUCACUGCCACCUUCCCAUACCUCAUCCUGCUGAUGCUGCUCGUUCGUGGCGUGACCCUGGAUGGGGCCUGGAAGGGGAUCCGCUUUUACCUCACCCCCCAGUUUGACCACUUGCUGUCUUCCAAGGUGUGGAUUGAGGCAGCCCUGCAGAUAUUUUACUCCCUUGGAGUGGGCUUUGGAGGCCUCCUCACCUUCGCCUCGUACAACACUUUCCAUCAGAACAUCUACAGGGACACCUUCAUAGUGACCCUGGGCAAUGCCAUCACCAGCAUCCUGGCAGGGUUUGCCAUCUUCUCUGUUUUGGGAUACAUGUCCCAGGAGCUUGGGGUCCCUGUUAACCAAGUGGCAAAAGCAGGGCCUGGCCUGGCUUUUGUGGUGUACCCCCAGGCCAUGACAAUGCUCCCUCUUUCUCCAUUCUGGUCUUUCCUGUUCUUCUUCAUGCUGUUAACCCUGGGCCUGGACAGCCAGGUAAGGACAGAGUCCACCGAGCCAGCCGUGGUGCCCAGGCAGCCGGGGGGGCUCAGAGGACCCUCUCCUCCUUUGUUGCAGUUUGCCUUUAUGGAGACCAUCGUUACAGCAGUGACAGAUGAGUUUCCCUACUACCUGAGGCCAAAGAAAGCCUCCUUCUCAUUUGUCAUCUGCAUUGUCCUCUUCCUGAUGGGGCUCAUCCUCACGACAGAGGGUGGGAUGUAUUGGCUGGUCCUGCUGGAUGACUACAGCGCUGGCUUUGGUCUCAUGGUGGUGGUGAUCACGACCUGCCUCGUGGUGACACGUGUCUAUGGCAUGAAGAGGUUCUGCAGAGACAUCCACAUGAUGCUGGGCUUCAAACCAGGGCCCUACUUCAGAGCCUGCUGGAUGGUCCUGUCCCCAGCAACAAUGCUGGCUUUGCUGGUGUACAACAUUGUCAAGUAUCAGCCCUCUGAGUACGGCAGCUACCGCUUCCCCGCCUGGGCUGAGGUCUUGGGCAUCCUCAUGGGAGUCCUCUCCUGCCUGAUGAUUCCUCUGGGCAUGCUGGUGGCUGUGCUCCGAGAAGAAGGGACGCUGUGGGAGCGAGUGCAGCAAGCCAGCCGGCCCACCAUGGACUGGGGCCCCUCGCUGCCGGAGAACCGCACCGGCAUCUACGUGGCCAGCCUGGCUGGCAGCCAGUCCCCCAAGCCACUGAUGGUCCACAUGAGGAAGUAUGGGGGCAUCACCAGCUAUGAGAACACAGCCAUCGAGGUGGACCGGGAGAUAGAGGAGGAGGAGGAGUCCAUGAUGUGAUGCGAGCCAGCA
Molecule: messenger RNA, 2121 nt
Organism: Dryobates pubescens (Downy woodpecker)
Lineage: Eukaryota; Metazoa; Chordata; Aves; Piciformes; Picidae
Gene: SLC6A7
Product: solute carrier family 6 member 7
Exons: 13
Coding region: 121-2109 (662 amino acids)
Biological process (GO): sodium ion transmembrane transport
Cellular component (GO): membrane
Molecular function (GO): L-proline transmembrane transporter activity
Source: RefSeq, a predicted model, not a curated record